GCUUAUCGUCCAUUUGAAGUUCUGUCUUCGACAGGGACUGCCUCUCUUCACGGCUCAAUUAUUUUUAUUUUCAUGCCUCGAUGCAGUAGUAGUUACUAACGGCCGAGAUAAAUCGGGUGCCAUGCUUACUCAUCCAUGGAAACAAUGAACAACCACUGAUCUCGGUUGAAUUCGAAUUCUACUAUUAGUAUCUGCUAUUCGCAUUCCAUGUCUCGGGUCCUUUAUACCUGGGAUAUUAUUUCCUGCUUCCGUGGGAUUGUUAAAAAAGAAUGCCCUUAAUCAUGGAGGACAGUAUCAACGUCGACGACCUCUUCGGGGAGCCCUCCUCCCUGGAUUUGGGCCUCCCAUCUCCCGUCUCCACAAAGGGCCUGGCGAAACGUUUGGACGAGAUGCGACUAUCAGGAUGCUGCCAGAAGAUUGCCUGGUCGAGACAGGGAUGCAUUGCAUACGUCUCCCAAGAUGGCCUCCGAGUCAACAUCCGCCAUUUGCGCUGUCAACCAUCGGUUGGAAAGUGGGUGCUCAGUGAUGAGACGUCAUCUCUUCCCGUCACAGAGGCCCAUGGGGGCCUUCCCUUGGUCCACCUUCUGUGGAAUGAGACCGGGUCCGAGUUGGCAGUUCUUGACUCGUCCGGUCGGUUGUCCAUAUACACUAUCACUACUGCACUAAACCAGAUUGCUGGCCAACGUCAGGCAACCUUUGAUCCGGACGAUGAUGGCAAUCAGGUUGUGGGUAUUAUGUGGCUGAAUGCUCAACGUUCUGUCCAUGCAUUUCACCAAGCCGCCAAGCGGAAUGGACGCUGGGUCUAUUCGCCUUUUCGCCGUCGUCCUGUUGGCCCUUUUCACCCAGCAAAUAAACCAUCCUUGAUCUGUGUGACUAGAUCCGGUCAUAUCCGGUUGGUGUACCAGAACCCAGAUAAUAAAUGGGCUGAAAUCUCAGCCGAGUUGAAGAAUACCGGUUAUUCGGAUAAGCUUCUUACACAUGCGGCUAUUGUAGCUACCCCAGCCAGUAUCAUUAUCGCUACCCACUCCCUAUGCCGCAGGAUCUGUCUUUAUCGUGUUCUCAUUACCUGGGAUCCUGCACACUGGGAUCCAAGCCAGAACAAACCGGGACUUCCACCCCAGCCCUUCCCCGUCCCGAGCUUUCGUUUUGUCCAUUGCAAGGUUGAAAUGCCUUGUGACGUUUUGAGCACCAAUCACAAUGUGGGAGAGAAUACAGACGGUUUCCAGCCCUACCUUUAUAACCUCACUCGACUAGAGAUUAUUCCCGGGCCUCUGGAAAUACCGGCAGGCUCAGCGGCCGGCCCGUGGAUUGUCGCGGUUUUCUCCAGCCCUCUCCAUGCCGUCCCAGAUGAACCAGGGCAGCAAGGGCCAGCCAGUGUUAUCGUGCGAUGGCAACUCGAUACUGCUCCCCAAGCUCUUCACCCAAAAUUUGACGAAGUGGUCUCCAAAAGGAAUACUAACAUUCAAGCUAAGCCGAAACUUGAGUUACGCCGGCUGGAAGACAUUUAUCUUGACCGACAUGUCGUGUCUAUAGACUGUAUCGAAUAUGGCAAUACUGUUGCCGUAACACACGAGGACAGUUCUAUCGCGUUCUACGACCAAAAGACCAUGACACUCCUAAGUGGAUUGCAAGAUACAAAUACGGUGACCAGCUUGGCCCAAGCAGGGUUCCAUUAUCCCCUUGAAUCUUCAACACUUUACGUCGGCUUCUCGCCUAAUGCAUGUGUCGCCACUGUGCUCGACAGAGACUGGCAGAUGCAGCUGAGAUUCAUGGAGCACUCCUUUGGGGCGGAAGAUGGCCGCUACGACGAAAACAAAUUAUCUGCAGCCCUGGCUUCUUUGGCAUUGACUUUUUGCCGCGGGUGUGGAAGUGAUGUCAAUACGGAUGACAUUUUGGUGAUCGCUUUGCGUCAACUUUCUCCUGAAGCUGAAACCACAUUUGUCAAUGAGAUAUACCGUGCUCUGCCAAUUAACUGCAACUUCACGGAGGAGCAGGACAAGCUUAUGAACCAUGCGUACAUUCCACGGUGUCUCAGUCUACAGGCUGCUUUGGGAUUCAAAUCUAGGUAUAAGCCGCGCAGUCUCACGUCUGCUAUACCGUGGGCUAUUCUUAAUCUCCGACAUGCAUCUAUGCUUUUUGCUUUCUUCUUUCAGUACAAUCGAGGCGCCGCACCUGAGCCUCACGAUCCCGAUGUACUACGGAUGGUCUUUGGAAACACUAAAUGGGCAUUGGAAUUUUUACACUAUAUCCUAAAUGGGCUUUUCGACCUCGCAGACGAUCUAGAAAACACUUUCAACAACCCAGAAGUCUUUGCUCAAAGCGUAAAAUCCACAGCCUCCUUGCCCCUCGUCAUUGUCCUUUCUAGCAUGUCUCGUGCAUUCUUGCGCUUCAUCUGCCGCGGUCUCCGGGGCAUCUACGCAGGCUACGCCACAACCACUACAUUGUCAGGAGACGCUCGUGUCUACUAUGCAGAAGUCUGCCAGACCCUAGACUCUUCGCCCGUCCGCAUUGACGUAUACGAGAAAUUCCUAGCUGGCGUGGACUCAGCAGUGCGGCACGCCUACCAAGCGGCGGCUUUCGGCGAAGCCGAACGUCCAGGUCCCGAGAAGGACCUCCUCGUUCACGCCCGUAUCCAACCGGUCUUCAUACCAGCUGUUGCUGCCAUUCUGCGACAGACAAUUCCCGCAUUGAAGCCGGAGAUAGAUCGCAUGGCUAUCUACCUGGGCGACUAUGGCUGGCUCGGGUUCGGCGACGACCCGCGCACGGAAGUAUACCGACGGACGCGGGACGUGGACGUUCUGAAGAAAGUUCCCCUGCGGAGAGCCAUCACACCGGCUGGACAUGGGAAUGAAAGUGCAAACGGUGAACCCGCCAGGUAUCAUCAUAACAACGCUCCUGCAUCUCAAAUGGUCCGGAGAAGACGCUGUGUCCGUUGUUGUGAGGUUACAGGGGAUACGUCCUUUCCGCGCACUCUUCUCGCUUUCCGGAUGGUGUUGAAACUUGGUCUUCUACGCUCCUGUCUUUGCGGUGGAAUGUUAACUAUUGAACCUGGUACUGGGGAAAACACCGGUAACCAGGCCCAAAGUCAGAUAGGUAAUGGUCAUGCCCAGCCGUCAUCAACUCAUCAGCAUAGCAAUCCAUCGCGAACUCCAGCCAUGGUUAAUGUGUGAUGACCUGAGUCACUGUUGGUGCACUUUGGUUUAAUUAUUAUUUCUUGGAUCUAUCAUUGGUAUGGGUUUCGAAUUUUAAUUUUCGGAUGUGAAAAGAUAGUUUGGUAGUUUCAUCGAGAAAAGGAUUUUAGGCUAUUUGCCUAUUUUUCACAUAUAGAUCUUUCGUUCCUAUAUACUUUUGUUAAUAUUUGGCAAUUGACAUGAUUGAGGAAGCAUCC
This is a messenger RNA of Monascus purpureus, 3388 nucleotides long. NCBI's taxonomy places the organism in Eukaryota, Fungi, Ascomycota, Eurotiomycetes, Eurotiales, Aspergillaceae. The record is from the annotation of a GenBank genome assembly.